AUGCACGAUCUACGCAAAAAAGCCCUUUUGGAAAGUGGCAAGACCGUUUCUCGAAAGGCUAGAGCGCGGCCCGAAGCCCCACGCUCUGGCGGCACUCUCUCUCCCGGCAAUGGCUCUCCCGCAAGCUCGCGGCCCGGCUCGCGGCCCGGCUCACGGGCACCCUCAACAGCGGGAUCCCGAGCUGGAAGUCGUGUCCCCUCCGAGGAUGGAGCUAGUGAAUACGACUUCGAUGACGCCAUGACUAUCAGCAGCGCCAACUCGGUAACCGGGGAGGAUGUUUACGAGGACGAUACAAGCAAUACGUGGCCGGAGAGGUUGCAAGACCGUAUUGCCGAACUUCAAGAUCGCAAGAGAAGCAGCGUUCAGGGCCGCGAGGCUACGCUGAAGGCAUAUACACACAUUUUGAAGCACCACUUUGCACAAAAGCACAUUGAGAAGAACAUUUCCGACAUCCACGCGGCCCUCCUCCGCAGCAUCAGAAGCGGAAGCAGCGAUCAGGAACGCCUGCUCGCUCUCCAAGCACUUGCAGUCACCAUCCUUAACUGCCCCUCGGACGCGAUAUUCGAUCACGUCUGGUCCGCACUCAAGGUAGCCUGUGAGGACAGCGAGGAAGACAAGAUCAAGGUCGAGGCUAUCAACGCCAUCAGUAUCGCCGUGUCACUUGGGGGCGGUUCAUCCAGCGCCGCCGAAGAAGUUCUUGACUUCCUACUCGAAAUCAUAGAAAGCGACGGCCAGAGUGUGGGUGCUCCCGACAACGGCAACGUCGUAGCAGCAGCUCUCCAAGCCUGGGGGUUUGUGGCCAGCUACAUGGACGACUUGAGCGUGCAGCGCGACCAAGCCAUGGAGGCCUUCAUGGAGCAACUGGACAGCACAGACAGUGACGUGCAAAUCGGUGCCGGCGUCAACAUUGCCCUGCUGUUUGAAGCUGCCCGCGACGACGAAGAAGAGACGGGCGAGAGCUCAGACUUGCAGUACAACCAGCACAGAAUCAUGACCCGCAUGGCGGAGAUUGUCCGUGACUCUUCCAAGGCGGUCUCAAAGUUGAACCGUAAACAGCUAAAGACCAACUUCCAAAGUAUCAUCACCUCUUUGGAACGUGGCCUGGGUCCGGGAUAUUCGACUGCUGGUCGCAGUUCGGCGAAUCCCCACACGGGAGGCUCCAGGAUGGAGUCAGGUGCCGGAGGCGAGGAUGGCUUUGUCGAAUUUGGAUAUCGUGAGAAGCUACGCAUUCACAACCAGAUUCUGAUUAUUGAUACGUGGUCAACACACGCUAGGAUGGAGACCUUAAAGACGAUCCUUGGUGGCGGUUUGGCGACGCAAUAUAUUGAGAACCCUGCGGUUAGGGAGGUUCUGGAGGGUGCGGAUGUGGAGUUUAUAGUCAGGACUAACAGGAGAAGGUAG
Neurospora tetrasperma FGSC 2508 is the source of this 1401-nucleotide messenger RNA. RefSeq lists its product as uncharacterized. NCBI's taxonomy places the organism in Eukaryota, Fungi, Ascomycota, Sordariomycetes, Sordariales, Sordariaceae. The transcript has a single exon. The record is from RefSeq and is a predicted model, not a curated record. The coding region runs from base 1 to 1401 and encodes 466 amino acids.